AUGUGUCAUGGAAGAGUAUUAGAUGGUUUAAGUCGAAGCAUUAAAGUCACUAUUGGACAGGAGAAGAAAAGAAAGAAUGAUCAGUUAGAAAAGAAAACGAAGAGAAAGGAUUUUUUCAAAAAGUUCAUUGGUUUGUUUGUAUAUAAAUUCGAUGUUUCUGUUGUUACGUUCGACGUGAUGAGUCAUACUUGUUGUAUAAUUCAAUUCAAUUUGUCGAAACAAAGUAACGAGAACACACGCUUUGCGUUAGUUAAUCAAAAUUUCCAUGGCUUUGCGACUGGGCAUGUGUACAUUUUGUCGAAAAGUUCGUCUAUUUUUGUACAUACUGAACUAUUUCCAUACUCUAGUAAUAUGGCUUUGAAACACUGUCGGGACGAUGAGAAGAAACUAUCCGAUGAGUAUUUAUCACCGACAAUUUCAUCCUCAACGUUGGAAAUUGUUCUCGAUGAUCAAUUAUCAAAUAAUUCGGAUGAUGAUGACGAUGAUUCGCACGAACAUGUUGGACAAUCAGAAGCGGGUACGACAAACCGUGAGCGAUUGAGUUAUCGACGAAACAAGUCGAUGCCAAUGCGGAAUCCUAAAUCUCAUCGAUUAAUCGAAAAACGUCGUCGUGAUCGUAUGAACGGAUUUCUCAGUGAUUUAUUGAAACUAGUGCCUCAUGAUGACAACCAUGGCCAACGACGGAUCGAGAAAACUGAAAUUAUUGAAAUGGCUAUUAAACAUAUACGAUAUUUAAUUUCAACAUUAGAAAAUAAAUCGAAAGUUGAUUUAACCAACAUCGGUGCAUAUCAGAUUGGUUAUCAAAAUGCAUGGACUGAUUUCUAUGAUUUUCUCAAUGAUUAUACCAACAACGAUCAACUACUCAUGGAUAUAAACAACUUUUUUAAAGAAAGAGACAUCGAAUUAAAAAAUCUCACUGAUGUUGUACCAGAUAGAAAACGAGGAAAAUACACGACAAUACCAAGUAAACGAAUCAAAUCAUCUCAAUCGGUAUCGAGUUCAUCGAAUGAUCAAAUUCGCAAGGCAAAUUUAUCAGAUAAAGAUGAUGAUCGACUAUGUGUUAUAUCCGAAGUCACAGAAUAUAAACACACCGAAUCAUCGUACGGCGAACAACAUCGCUCCAACGAACAGACAGACUCUCGUGUUAAAGUUCCGAUCUUUGUUCUUCAUCCGUCCGGUACACAUUACAUUCCAAUGUGUAUCGAUGCAUCUGUUGUAUCACAUGCAUUCGAGAAACGAUCCAAUGUGGCACAUUCGUCGAUGACAACCGAUCAACUGCAAUGUCAUCCUGUUUCAAUACCUGUAAAUUUUAACCCUCCCAUGACUCUUUCUGAUCCAUAUGAACUCGAUAUUCAAAAUAUCAAUGUUAUUGGUACACGUCAUCAGACCAGUGUAAGACCAGACUAA
Messenger RNA from Adineta ricciae, 1407 nucleotides. NCBI's taxonomy places the organism in Eukaryota, Metazoa, Rotifera, Eurotatoria, Adinetida, Adinetidae. The record is from the annotation of a GenBank genome assembly.